UACGUGAAGCAGGCCAGGUUUGAAAGUUACCGUUGCCGCAGUGCCUUCAAACUGUUGGAAAUCCAGGAAAAGCACAAAUUAUUGGCGCCGGGUAUGACGGUCAUAGACUGCGGGGCGGCCCCGGGCUCGUGGUCACAAGUCGCUGUCAAGCAUGUCAAUUCCCUUGGCCAAGACAAAUCAGCAUUGCAGGGGUUCGUCAUCAGUGUGGAUCUACAGUACAUGGUACCCGUGCCAGGGGCUACCAUUCUCUCCGACAGAGACUUCACUUCAGCAAAAUGUCAAAAAGAAAUACUAAACCAUUUGAGGGGUCAGCUAGCAGAUGUAGUCCUCAGUGACAUGGCGCCCAAUGCCACAGGUGUCAAAAGCCUAGAUCAUGACAUCAUCAUCAAGUUGUGCAUGUCAGUGACAGACUUUUCCAGGGUUGUUUUAAAAGAUAGUGGUUCAUUGUUGUGCAAACUCUGGCAGGGUCAGGACCAGAGGCAGCUUGUGGACAGGAUGGCUGCCAGGUUUGGACAGGUGAAGGUAGUCAAGCCACUGGCCAGCAGGAAGGACUCUGCAGAAGUGUUUGUUCUUGCCAAGGAUUUCAAGAGAGACAAAGAAGAUGAGACAUAAGUUAACACUUAUUGAGUUAACCUUACCAGUACAUGGACUCACCUGUCAGUGUCUUGUUACGGCAUACAAGGUCAUUUACCCUAAGUAAUCAAUUUCUUCCAAGAUUCUGACAGUUCUGUUGAUUUUAGAAUGGUGUUUUGAGGUUUAUGUGGAAUGUGGUAUGAUAUUCUACUAAAAAGUUUCAGCACCAAAACUACUAUUUUUAGACAUUUAUUUGCAAAAUUUUAGGUCAUUUAGGGUCAUUUAUGUCCAUUGUCCUCAUUUGUACUCUGGACAUUUUAGGAUUUUGUUUUCUCCUCAGAAACAGGAGACCCAAGUACAGAUUUCAGUGCAACUCAGUAUAUACCAAUCACACUGUUUGUGUACGGAUAUUUGCUGAACACAUAUUCCACUUCAUUUCACCUAACGAAACUCAAGUGAAAGUUUGUGCUUGAACUGUUCAAACGUUGUUCUCCAAGGUGCUACAGCCCCUGUUUAUUUUUGUUGUAAGAUAGACUAAUAUGACUGCCCUCAAACUCAAGUCACAUACAUAUGCCCUGUAAUGUAAUGUAAAAGAACAGUAACAUGUACAUGUAAGUAAUGUUGAACCUAAAGAACAUCUCACAGUACACCUUGAGAACAUUUCACAGUGCGCCUUGAGAACAUUUCACAGUACACCUUGAGAACAUUUCACAGUACGCCUUGAGAACAUUUCACUGUAUACCUUGAGAACAUUUCACAGUACGCCUUGAGAACAUUUCACUGUACACCUUGAGAACAUUUCACAGAACGCCUUGAGAACAUUUCACUGUACACCUUGAGAACAUUUCACGGUACGCCUUGAGAACAUUUCACUGUACACCUUGAGAACAUUUCGCAGUACAUCUUGAGAACAUUUCACUGUACACCUUGAGAACAUUUCACAGUCCGCCUUGAGAACAUUUCACUGUACACCUUGAGAACAUUUCACGGUACACAUUGAGAACAUUUCACUGUACACCUUGAGAACAUUUCACUGUACACCUUGAGAACAUUUAUGUAUGUGGUUGAACACCGUACUCGAGAAACUUUCACUUAUAUGGUGGCUGUGAGUUUUAGGGGUGCAGGAAACUGGACUACCAAAGGUAAACAUACAGACCUUUGCCCACACUAUUGAUGAACACUAUCGGUGAAUGCAAGAGUCCCCAGAAAUUCCAUUGACCACUUUAUAUUGUCAGAAAGGACCCACGCACUAUGUGACAGGAAAAUCUAACAAUUCCCAUGCCAGGAUUGAACCUGAACCUUAGGUGCGCCAGUGGAAGGGACAGGUGCGCCAGUGGUAGGGACAGGUGGCAGUGGAAGGGACAGGUGGCAGUGGAAGGGACAGGUGCGCCAGUGGA
Molecule: messenger RNA, 1970 nt
Organism: Liolophura sinensis
Lineage: Eukaryota; Metazoa; Mollusca; Polyplacophora; Chitonida; Chitonidae
Product: rRNA methyltransferase 2, mitochondrial-like
Exons: 2
Coding region: 94-612 (172 amino acids)
Biological process (GO): RNA methylation
Cellular component (GO): mitochondrion
Molecular function (GO): rRNA (uridine-2'-O-ribose)-methyltransferase activity
Source: RefSeq, a predicted model, not a curated record